Molecule: messenger RNA, 726 nt
Organism: Colletotrichum abscissum
Lineage: Eukaryota; Fungi; Ascomycota; Sordariomycetes; Glomerellales; Glomerellaceae
Exons: 2
Coding region: 1-726 (241 amino acids)
Molecular function (GO): peroxidase activity
Source: RefSeq, a predicted model, not a curated record
AUGGCCAGACAUCGUGUCUCGUUCUUUGGGCUCAUAGUCGCCGCCAGCGUCUCAGCCUUUCUGACGGAGGAAGAAUUUCCCUGGCAACCUCCCGGACCAGGAGACUUGCGCUCGCCAUGCCCCGGUAUCAACACUCUCGCUAAUCACGGAUUGCUGCCGCGCGACGGUCGCAACAUUGACCUGGAGGUUCUUGGGGAAGCCACGGCACUGGGCUACAACAUGGAGCACAACACCAUGCUGGCAGUCGGCAUCCCCGCAUUGACGACAUCAACAACGGGAAAUAGCUCGACUUUUCACCUCAGCGAUGUCGAUCAGCACAUACCGCAAGUCAUUGAGCAUGAUGGAAGCAUAACCCGCGACGACAAGUACUUUGGCGACAGCAACAGCUUUAGCCAUGCCGCAUGGGGCCGCGCAUUGGCUUCUUGGGGUGAUAUUGAGAUCAUCGACUUCGCUGCUGCUGCCAGAGAAAUCAAAGCCCGCUUCGAAUGGGGCGAAGCAAACAACCCAGAGUUCAACGCCACCUUUGCGAGAACAGGCUCACUUCUUCAGUAUGCCUUGCUUCUGUCGGCAUUUGGGGAUUACGGAAACGCCAACAUGACUUUGGUUCGGUAUUGGGUCGAGCAUGAGAGGCUUCCACUGAGACUGGGUUGGCAACCACCUGUCAACAACAUCAACUCCACCAUGAACAGACUCAUUGCUGCGAAUAUUUCUGCCUUGUGGGUUUAG